AUGUUGGGAGAUGACCACAGUGCGGCAGACAUGGAGUUUGCUCCCAACUCAGCCCAUUCCAGCUGGGGAACGUCCCCGGCGAGAAUACCAGCCCUCUUCCACGCGUGCCGCGAAUCGAGACAAGAGGCCAUACGAUACUACGGCAAGUUAAGAUUCGGUAUGGCCGGGCCGCCAAAAAUUUACUUUAAUCCCGAAAUCGACGUUUUACACUUUGGUCCAGUGAGGGGGUUCAUGGCGUCAUCGGCGCAAUAUUUUACUGCCAUGUCCAUGUGCGACCCGUCCGACUUGAGAGACGUCCGCUAUUUGGCUAUCGACGACUCUGUGAUGAGCAAUGGAAUCGUCAAGGGUGCAGUGUCUUCACUGGCUACGCGGACCAUUCGUCAACUUCCACUGCGCAUGCCUGAGCUGAAGGGAAUCGUGUUUGUGCGCAGCAAUGCUACGGCUGUGGUUUUUGGAAAAACUGAAAAGUAUUGUGUAGACCUUCAAAGGUUGAUCGAAAUCGCAGUGCGCGAAGUUGCCGAGGAGUUUCCGGACUGGAAAAUUCCUCCGUGGUGUACGGCAACGACAUGUACGAAUGGUAGCAAAUAG
This is a messenger RNA of Colletotrichum orchidophilum, 588 nucleotides long. RefSeq lists its product as uncharacterized. The transcript is spliced from 3 exons. The record is from RefSeq and is a predicted model, not a curated record. Lineage: Eukaryota; Fungi; Ascomycota; Sordariomycetes; Glomerellales; Glomerellaceae. Bases 1 to 588 code for a protein of 195 amino acids.